AUGAGCGCCCUGGCUGGAAAGCUGGACCCCCGUCGGGUUCACUGGGGAGCCAUGUGGCAUACUUUUACAUCCCGAGUCCUGAGGACCAAGCCUGUAGAGUCCAUGCUGGACUCGGCCAUGUCUGGAACAGGCCCGCAUGGUACCCGGCUGGCCCGUGUGCUGUCUACCGUGGACCUGGUGUCGCUGGGCGUGGGGAGUUGCGUGGGCACAGGAAUGUACGUGGUCUCGGGCCUGGUGGCCAAAGAAAUGGCCGGCCCUGGCGUUAUUGUGUCCUUCAUUAUCGCCGCCGUGGCCUCCAUUUUGUCAGGAGUGUGUUACGCUGAGUUUGGCGUGCGCGUGCCAAAGACCACCGGCUCGGCCUACACUUACAGCUACGUAACGGUGGGUGAGUGUGUGGCCUUCUUCAUCGGCUGGAACCUUAUCCUGGAGUACCUGAUUGGCACGGCGGCGGGCGCCUCGGCCCUCAGCAGUAUGGCCGACUCGCUGGCCAACCACAGCAUUAGUGGCUUCAUGAUCUCGCACGUCGGAACCCUAAACGGCUUUGGUAAAGGAGAGCAGUCGUAUCCAGACCUGCUUGCGUUGCUCAUAGCGCUGUUGGUGACGGUGAUCGUGGCGCUGGGGGUGAAGAACUCAGUGGGUUUCAACAAUGUAUUAAAUGUCAUCAACCUGCUGGUGUGGCUCUUCAUGAUGGUGGCCGGGCUCUUCUUCAUUAAUGGGAGUAACUGGGACGACGGCAGAUUCUUGCCCUUCGGCUGGUCGGGGGUGAUGCAAGGCGCGGCCACGUGCUUCUACGCCUUCAUUGGCUUCGACAUCAUUGCCACGACGGGCGAGGAAGCCAAAAGUCCCAACACGUCCAUCCCGUACGCCAUCACGGCCUCACUCGUCACGUGCCUCACGGCGUACGUGUCGGUGUCGGUCAUCCUGACCCUGAUGGUCCCUUACGACGAGAUCGACGCUGACGCCCCCCUAAUGGAGAUGUUCGCCAUGCACGGCUGCAUGUUCGCCAAGUACAUUGUGGCGGUGGGCUCCAUAGCAGGCCUCACCGUGUCGCUGUUGGGCUCACUCUUCCCCAUGCCCAGGGUCAUCUACGCCAUGGCGGGCGACGGCCUGCUUUUCAAGUUCCUGGCCCAUGUGUCUUCCUACACAGAGACCCCCGCUGUGGCAUGUGUGGUGUCUGGCUUUCUGGCUGCUCUCUUGUCCUUGCUAGUCAGCCUCCGAGACCUCAUAGAGAUGAUGUCCAUCGGCACACUGCUGGCCUACACCCUGGUGAGCCUGUGUGUACUCCUACUGCGUUAUCAACCAGAGGGCGACAUCCACGGCUUCGUCAACUUCCUGUCCGAGGAGCAGAACGGCAAAAGAAAGGAAGGUGUCCUUGCCGAGUGCGAGAAGGAUGCCCGUUCGCCAGGCCGUGACGACGCCGACGACACCACCAACACUUGCGGCGCCAAAAACCUGCCGUCGCUGGGCGACAACGAGAUGCUAAUCGGCAAGCCCGACAAGAAUGCUUAUGCCGCUGGGCACCCCAACUACGGCACCGUGGACAUGGGCAGUGGUAUCGAAGCCGAAGAAUCGGAGAGCGGCGUCACGCGCCGACUCAAGAAACUGCUAGGGCCUCGAUACUACACCUUAAGAAUUCGACUGGGCCUGCCUGGGAAGAUGGACCGACCCACUGCCGCAACGGGGAAGACCGUCACCGUGUGUGUGCUGCUGCUCUUUAUCUUCAUGUUCGCCUUCUGCUCUUUUAUCAUAUUUGGGGCGGGCUUCAUCGGAGAGGGUCGCUGGUGGGCUGUGCUCCUCCUGAUUUUGUUGGUGGUGGUCCUCACCCUGUUGGUGGUCAUCAUCCUGCAGCAGCCGGAGAACCCCAAGCGGCUUCCCUACAUGGCGCCUUGCGUGCCCUUUGUGCCCGCUUCAGCCAUGUUGGUUAACAUCUACCUCAUGCUCAAACUAUCUGCCAUCACCUGGAUACGGUUUUCAAUAUGGUGUCUUGUGGGUGUACUGAUUUACUUUGGCUACGGCAUGUGGAACAGCACCUUGGAGAUCACGGCUCGAGAGAACGAAGCGCACGCGUCCACCUAUCAGCGCUACGACCAAGGCGUGGACGAGGGUUUCUGCGGAUUUGACGACGACUUCUACCCACCGCCCGAAGCCAUGACGGGCCGGGCGCCGCAGGCCCAGCCGGAGAGCGACGGCACGCCCGUUCGGCGGCCAGGCGCCGCCGUGGACGAGGAGGACCCUGUGGAUUUCUGA
This is a messenger RNA of Nerophis lumbriciformis (worm pipefish), 2247 nucleotides long. The record is from RefSeq and is a predicted model, not a curated record. Lineage: Eukaryota; Metazoa; Chordata; Actinopteri; Syngnathiformes; Syngnathidae.